Phyllopteryx taeniolatus (common seadragon) is the source of this 1362-nucleotide messenger RNA. It is a transcript of the gene cyb5a, whose product is annotated as cytochrome b5. The coding region runs from base 636 to 1031 and encodes 131 amino acids. Gene Ontology annotation, cellular component: membrane; intracellular membrane-bounded organelle. Gene Ontology annotation, molecular function: heme binding. The transcript is spliced from 4 exons. The record is from RefSeq and is a predicted model, not a curated record. Lineage: Eukaryota; Metazoa; Chordata; Actinopteri; Syngnathiformes; Syngnathidae.
UGUGCGGUGAUCUACGUUGGAGAGUUAAAAAAAAGCAAACAAACGGACAAGCUCGAUGAUGACAGCAAAGUUUUCCGCUCCUUCCCGUCUUCGUUUUGACUUCAAUUGCCGCUGACGUCUUUGAACUUCAUAAUGUUGCGAUUGGAGCGGACAAAAAGAAGCUUCAAGCUUCGUGGAAUUGGUAUUGUUGUGAUGAGGACGAGGAGGCUUUGAAUGUGGCGGCCGCGCGCGAACCUUGACCUCAUCCCGCCCUCGGCACACCAUGAUUGACAGAAGCGGGCGUCCAAUCACAGAACCGAUAGAUAAACAUUAACCAAUGAGAACACGCAGAGUCCGCAGGGGGUGGGUGCACCCAAAAAAAACCCAAAAAACAUUUGAAGUGUUGUGAAGCGACGAAGUGGGACACACCGUCACCGGACACUUUCUUUCAAAAUAAAACGAAUUAGCGUACGUUUCCAUGAUUUAAAUGUAUUUUGAACGUGCAAAGCGGAUAAGGUCGCGAGUUUGACGCGCACUUUUAUGACGGGAAAGUAGGUCCAAUGUCGCCGUUCGGGAGCAGUUAAACAUCCACGAAAUCAAAGUUUUUCACGCUCACUUCCGCUCAGACGGACGUCGUUUGAGCACAAAGACGCAAGAUGGCGGAAGAAGAGCUGCACGAAAGCCCGGAAACCACAAACAAAUACUUCACGCUGGACGACAUCAGCAAGCAGAACUCCUUCAAGGCCACUUGGAUCGUCAUCCACCACAAAGUCUAUGACGUCACCAAGUUCCUGGAGGAGCACCCGGGCGGCGAGGAGGUCCUGAGGGAGCACGCGGGCGACGACGCCACCGAGAGCUUCGAGGACGUGGGCCACUCCGGCGACGCCCGCCACGUGGCCGCGCAGAUGCUCAUCGGAGAGCUGCACCCGGAAAGUUUGGCGAAAACUUUGGAGGAGGAGCCGAGCCUGUGGCCCAACUGGUUGGUGCCGGCCGCGGUGGCCGCCGUCGUCACGCUGAUGUAUCGCAUGUAUGCGGCCGACAGCGAGCUGUGAUGUCAUCGCCGCGUACGGCAGCCCGGGCUCCUCCCACCAGACGAAGCGGCCGAUGGAAUUAGCUAUCGAGGUUGGGGAUUUGUUUUCGUAGCGGCGACGUCGCGCGCGUGUGACCGCACGGCCCGAACAUGGCCGCCGAAUCAACGCUGGAAUCGUAACAAAAUCGUCACUUUUUUAUUAUCCUUAUUUUACACAUCAUUAGUGAAAAUUCACAACCAGAAUAUUUUCGACAACUUUAGAUUUGUAACAUUUACUGACCUGUACUGUAUCCUAAUGUCCAGUAGAGGGCGCCAUUUCCACCAAUAAACAUUUGAUUGAGCGCAAAUGUGAA